UUGGCGGUCAAGAGCGGUCAAGCAAUCAGCUGUGUUGUACGAUCCAAUUUGGACAGCAGUAGUUACGACAACAAUAAAUCACAAUUGAGAAGGAUGAGCGAGGCCGGCACCAACGCGGAUGCAGUGGCGGCCGAGAAGGAGCGCAAGUUCCGCAUCCAGGCCGCCGCCUUUCUGGGCUUGGUGGGCGGGGUGUCCGCUCUGUUUGGCUUCUCGCGCACGCUGGCCACCGCCAAGAAGACGGAUAGCAAGGUCCUCCAGCAGGCUGGAACCCGGCAAGGCAUGAUCCUGAUGGACGAAGGCGCCACCCUAGCCCUGCGGGCACUGGGCUGGGGCACACUGUACGCCGUGAUGGGCACCGGCGCCUUCUGCUACGGCUUCUGGAAGCUAUCCGGAGCCAAAGAUUUUCAGGAGUUCCGCCUCAAGAUGGGCAAUGCACUGCCAAGAAUCACCAAGGACGAACCACCAGCCAGCCGCACCGAUUUCGAGAGUCUCACGGACCUCAUGAAAUACCUGGCAGCCUGGAACAAAGAAUGAGCAGCUCACAAAUAUACACAAUUUAAGUUAAACCUAACGCCUAAAUAGUUCAGAACUUGAAACGAAACCUUUGUUAACUUCAGUUUACAUACAGCCAAUGUUUUCAAGAUGUAUAAUCGGUUUUCAUUACUUUUUGUCAGGCUCGAAGGCAUCCAGAAGUCAUGUGAAUUGCAACUUGGGGAAUUACAUAUUAGGGUAGGAAUAAAUAUAAGGCAAAGUCCUACAAUCUUA
Messenger RNA from Drosophila teissieri, 765 nucleotides. RefSeq names its product transmembrane protein 242. The record is from RefSeq and is a predicted model, not a curated record. NCBI's taxonomy places the organism in Eukaryota, Metazoa, Arthropoda, Insecta, Diptera, Drosophilidae. The transcript has 3 exons. Bases 94 to 534 code for a protein of 146 amino acids.